CCAGCCGAGAGGAGGUAGGGAUCUGCGCGCCUGCGUUCCGGCACCAGUUCUACUUGGCCAGUUCCCUGGAAAGUAACUCCGGGGUUUUACGAGAAUAAAUCCAGAAUCGAGUGGGGGUUUUUAUUGUGGAUAAUCCGAACAAACCUUUCAUUCAGUGUUUAUAUUCACCACUCAACGUUUUAGUGUUGUGUUGCAAAACGAUUUAACUAAAAGAUACUGAUUAGGGAAGUGUGUUUUCACUCCAGCCUAGUCUGGAAAUCUAACUCGUUUCGGGAUAGUGUCUGUAACUGAAAUGUAAACAUAAACGAACCUAAUGGCGUUCAGCGUAGCAAAAAAUCAAAUACGCGUUACCCAUAAACUCAGAAGCAAAAAACUGUUUUAAACAAACGGAAAAUAAAAAAUUAUUUUCAGACUUCCUUAACUGAUUCGUGAGGUGGUAAAAUAAAAAGUGCAAAGAAAAAAAAACAGGAAAGUUACUUUAAUCCGGAUUCGUUUCUGGUUGUAUACAUAGAGAUAAGUUACAAAUAUGAAUUCGUGUAAGGAAGUGUGUCUGGGUGUCAUAGUUACCCUGAUUUUUACAGCUGCUGCUUCUCCUGCUCACGGUACGGCGCCAUAUGACGUGUCUACAAUCAACGAUGGAGGACGCCAGGGCGAAGAAGGAUCGGAACAGCACCAGAUCACCUGGGGGAGACCCAACACCAACACUGCCUAUUUCGAUGACAACACCGCCACGAACGUCACGGCCGUCGUGGGUCAGAAGGCAAUGCUGCCUUGCAAGGUCCUCAACCUCGACAAGAGAGACGUAUCCUGGAUAAGACAGCGAGAUCUUCACAUACUGACAGUGGGAAUAUUCACCUACACUAGUGAUGACAGAUUCCAGGUCUACCACCCGGAGAAUAGUAACGAGUGGUUUCUGGAGAUCAGCUCAGUGACCUUUCGUGACGCCGGGACCUACGAAUGCCAGGUCUCCACCAGUCCUAAGAUAUUUCUACCAGUGACUCUCACAGUAGAAGUCCAGCAAGCAAAGAUCAACGGACCGAAAGAGAUCUACAUCCAGAACGGCUCGACCAUCAAGCUCACCUGCAUCGUGAACACCCACGCAGAGAACGUCGGUUCAGUGACCUGGUACAGAGACACGACGGAGCUCGACUACGAUUCCCCAAGGGGCGGGGUCAGCCUGGAGAUAGAGAAGACGCCCCUGAGGACAACCUCGAAGCUAUUUCUCACUCGGGCAGUGAAGGCGGAUUCCGGGAACUACACUUGCGCGCCCCAAUUUGCUGAUUCGGCGGUGGUCGUCGUACACGUAGUGAAUGGCGAGGAAUCAGCUGCCGUGCAAACAGCCAAUUCCAUGACUUUGCACAGCGACAUCCGAAUACUCUUCUGGUGUCUCCUAAUGCUGCUGUUAUAUCAUGCAGCACGGUGACCCAUUUGCCUGAAUGGACUGCAGCAUUAUUAGUUUGAACACCUCGUCACCGUAGAAUAAAAUAAAAAAUUCAUUUCGACACUCACUGGAAGGAUAGAAAAAAACACACAUCAUCAACACUUCGCAAACCUGCCUUGACGUAUCUUUUGUUUUCUUGUUUUUUAGAGCAACUUUAGUAUCCCCUCUUCUUCUUAUGCUUCAAUUAUUCUUGUUUUACUUUUUUCCUCUAUCUCCUUCAUCAGAUCCUUCUUCUCAAUUUUUCAUUUUUCACCACUUCCUCCUGUUACUCAUUCUCAAUAACAACCUCGGCAGAAACCCAGGAUGGGUCCUUUCCUUGGCAACCCGAAAAAGUGAAGAACUAUCGCCUCUGAGACCAGCAACGUGGAAAGGUCUCUUCACCACUGAAAGGUACUCACAAAGUACUCAUCACACCAGCCAGAAAGGAAUGAGGUUACUCAACUAAAAACUAUCAUCAAGGAAAUUUCGCUUCAGCUCUUCCUCGGUUCGACCAUACUUAUUUCUGUGUAAGCCUUGGAAAGAGAGAAAGAUUUCGUGUAUGUAUGUACGUUAAGUAUGUAUGUGCGAUGUGCAUAUAACUAUAUGGCCGCAUAUGU
Messenger RNA from Macrobrachium nipponense, 2037 nucleotides. RefSeq names its product kin of IRRE-like protein 1. The transcript has 10 exons. Bases 527 to 1423 code for a protein of 298 amino acids. Gene Ontology annotation, biological process: synapse organization. Gene Ontology annotation, cellular component: neuron projection membrane. The record is from RefSeq and is a predicted model, not a curated record. Lineage: Eukaryota; Metazoa; Arthropoda; Malacostraca; Decapoda; Palaemonidae.